Molecule: messenger RNA, 2120 nt
Organism: Mesorhabditis belari
Lineage: Eukaryota; Metazoa; Nematoda; Chromadorea; Rhabditida; Rhabditidae
Source: the annotation of a GenBank genome assembly
ACUCUGAGGAAGUCUGCAAAUGGGAUAGUCGAAAAGAGACACCUAGAGUAAUCAAACCACCCGGUGCCCUUAUUUUCUUCGCAAUCCCGUCUUCAUCGACCGAACAAAAGAAAGACUUUUUCGUGAGCUUUGAGUAUCGAACGAAUCAAAAUCAUCAUCCACAAACACCAUCACCGCCCUCGUCUUCACACCAUCGUCACAACAAUAAUCAUCACGGCGGAACUCCGAUGGCCUCGUCCGAUUCGGGCGUAGAGUCGGCAGCUGAAGUAGACUUAGAAUUGAAAGCAUCAGACUCGCCGAUGUCUCGCGACACACCUCGCGAUCGAAUCGAUUCGAUCGUUUGUGGGGAUUGUCAUGCCCACUUUCGCUUCUCACAAUUCACCACUUUCAUCGAGCAUAAGAUCUCGCAUUGUGGUGGAAAACAAACACCCUCCGAUGAGAUGAUCGGCUCACCGCAGAAUUUCGAGCGACAAUCGAGACGUCGGAAUUUCAAUCAAUCUCGUCUCCGCUCUGCAUCAGCCAAUCCAAUGCUUCUCAACUACCAGAACAUGGAUGUCACCACGGAUACUCGAGAUCUAGAUGGAAGUGAACACGGACGGCACUCGGUCACAUGCGCUGCUUGUAAACGUCGAUGUGCUGACAUUUGGUCUUUACUCAAACAUUGUUAUGGAGAACAUGGGCUAAGAGUCUGUGCCGAGGAUAUUGGUGAAGUGGAAUACCCGCUAUCAGUCACUUCAUCGCCGGCUUCAAACAACUCGGAGAGUUCAGUCUCGAUGCGAGACUCGUACCGUGUUCGGGAUGAAGAUAAACCUGGUCCUUCAAAGAUCCACACUCCAAAGCCGGGCUCAUCUUUCCCUCUCUCCUCGUGUUUUAGUGAACGACUCAAAGAAUGCGCUGAGAAAGCUGCUGAACCUGAGAAAAUCUUUGGGGAGAGUAAAACGCAAAGCAGAUUAAACACCUUGGAUGGAACUGAUGAUGAGCACGGGAUCUCGGCCUUCACUCCAACCGGAAAAAAGAGUCAAUCGAAUAGCUUGGUCGCCGCUCAACUCACUUCUACCACCACACAAAGCACUGCUAGUCAGCUUGGGUCAUUGUGGAUGCAACCGAACGUGUUGAACGCGAUGCAAGACUACUACUCGCAACUCUCGCUCACCCAACUCCAACAUUCCACCGCUGCCGCAGCGCUGUUGAACCUCUCGCAAUCGGUUCAACCGGCUACCACACCCUCGUUACCGCAGCAGUUGUUUCAGAGCGGGGCCGGGUCUAUGGCGCACCCGGCCACCCCAUCACUGAGCACUCCGCUCUCCAAUCUUCCUCCAGUCACCCCAAAGACUCCAUUAGCAAUCAUCGAUCAGUUGGACUUCUCAACUCCUCGAUCGGGCUCUGUUCGACCGAGAACCGACUCAAUGUCCAUCACACCUCCAUCAAUGAAAAAACCGAGACACGAUGAGGAGUUGAUCGUCGUUGAUGAUGCUGAUUUAGCUGAACCGGCCGCGAGAAAAGCUACCAAUUUGCGCAAAGAACGAUGUCAAUACUGUAGCAAGGUGUUCACAAAUCGCUCGAAUCUCAUCGUGCAUCUUCGCUCGCAUACCGGAGAGAAGCCAUAUAAAUGUCAAUUGUGUCCAUACGCUUGCGCACAAAGCAGCAAACUCACGAGACAUAUGAGAACGCAUGGACAACAGGGAAAGGAGACUUUUCACUGCUAUAUUUGUCAAAUGCCAUUCACCGUUCAUUCGACUCUUGAGAAACACAUGCGCAAAUGUGUCGUCAACUCAUCAACUCGUUCCGAUUCGAUGUCAAAGGUGACCCCGUCGACCCUCGCCGAAGCCACAUCCCUCUUGGCCCUCUCAUCCACUCCAGUCACUCAAUCUGCAGCCGUCACACAAAGCAACAUCAAUGUGCUCAACUGGUUACAGGCGUUGAACGUCUCAACUCCGGCGCCACCAGCGAUGGGCGUAAGUGGAUGUGUACAAGGAACAUCACAACCAAUCCUACAAGAGGACUCAUCGAGGGAUGAUUUCUCGGGUGAAGACGAGGAAAUGGAGAGUGAGACGAGCGAUUUGAGCAAUCAAGGCCGAGUCACCGUUAAACAGGAGCCCGAGGGGAGUAUAGCUGUCGCU